Messenger RNA from Lutzomyia longipalpis, 3339 nucleotides. It is a transcript of the gene BOD1, whose product is annotated as biorientation of chromosomes in cell division protein 1-like 1. Lineage: Eukaryota; Metazoa; Arthropoda; Insecta; Diptera; Psychodidae. The transcript is spliced from 3 exons. Bases 105 to 3131 code for a protein of 1008 amino acids. The record is from RefSeq and is a predicted model, not a curated record.
UCUUUUGCUGUCAAAAACGUCAAAAAUAAAAACAACAAAAAUAUUUUUUUGUAGUGAAAAAUUAAAAUAUCGUGAGAAACUUUUUUAUUCUUUUUUCACGCACGAUGGAUAGUGAUCAAAUGGUAAACACGGAACUUGUAGACACAAUUGUGCGUGAAGUGAAAUCCCAGGGAUUGUUUGAUCAAUUCCGGAAGGAAUGUCUGGCGGAUGUGGACACAAAACCAGCCUACCAGAACCUCCGGCAGAGAGUUGAGAGUGCCGUGACGACAUUCCUGGAGCAGCAGGAGUGGCGUCCGGAUGCAAAUCGUAUCCAGAUGAGGGAGAAGCUACGUAAAAAUAUCAUUGGGCUGGGCUUCCUGGAGACUGGCGUUGAUCGAAUUGUGGACCAAGUGGUCAAUCCGAAGAUUUCAUCGGUUUUUAUGCCCCAAAUUGAGGAUGUUGUGUACAAAUAUUUGGGAAUUGAAAAGCCCAUUGCAAAACCCAAGGAGGAGCCAACUUUCGAGCAGAAUGGCAUGAAGAAUUUUGACCUCCUCCCCACGGAUCUCCUCGAAGCAGUAAGCCCAGACUCCAGCAAGUCCGCCAAGUCGAUGUAUUCAUCGCAUGAGGACAUCAAAGAGGAAAUAACUGAGGAGGAAAUUGUUCCGGAACUCGAUGAAUCCAAUGAUCGGAUUGACGAUGAGGAAUCACCACCCUUUGAGCCACUUGAGGGACAACAUCCUGAGGAUGAGGUGAAGAAAGAAGAGGGCGAGGAUGAUAGUCAGAACUCACAUGUUUCCGGAAUUAGUGGCUUAACAUCCCAAGAUUCUCUGUGCAGUGCAAAAAAUCCCACAGAACCCAUGGAAGUGGAUGAGGAAGUAAAGACAGAAGAAGAGGAAGAAGGAGGAGGAGGAGGAGUGGUGCAAGAUGAGCAGCAGCAGGAGGAAGAAAUAAUGCAACCUCCGCGUAUUGAUCAGAUGAUUGAGAAGAGUGAAGUACCUGAACGGACUGUGUCUGAAGUUGUCGAAGCAAUGGAAGUUGGCAAUCAAGAUUCCCAACUGUCACAAGUAUCCAGCAAUAGUCGCUUAUCCAUUGUCACCAAUGAGAGUGACUCAAAAGAUGAUAACCUCAAGAUGGAUAUCUCGGAGGAGGCUCAAAUGCCCGAAUUUGGGGAGAAUUCUCAGUCUCCACGCGCGGAAAAGCUCACAACGUUUGAUAUUAAGAAAGAUGAGAUAAAAUUCCAGCAAGUGCGAAUCUUUCCACCACCUCCAGAACCCGAGAAUCCACCACCAUUGCCCCCAAGUCCACCUCCACCGCUAGAGGAGAAGCCCAAACCUCCGGCACCGCCAGAAAGUGAGGCAGAAACAAAAGGAAGUGAUGAAGUACAGAAAGAAGCCCCAAAUGCCGAAAAAGUUCCGGAAAAGGAUGCAGCACAGAAGCAUCACAGUUCGGACAGGAAGAAAUCCAACAAAAAGAGCUCUCGUUCAUCCCAUCACAAUCAUCACCAUCACAGGGAUAGGAAUCGUGAAAAGAGUCGCUCAUCAUCUUCCCGGGAAAAGAGUACGAAAGCAUCGGAAACGAGUCCAAAGGGUGGUGGUGGAUCCGUCCGGGAGGAGGAUAAUUCCUCAACAGCUUUGGACAGUGAUGCAAGUCCUGUCCUUCACAUUGUUGAAGGUGAAACUCUCGAUGGUGAACCACAAUCUUCUGCUGUUGAGAAAUCAGAUGGAAAGACAAAGAGUAGCUCUUCGCACAAGAGCUCCUCAUCCUCCCAUCGUGAUGACAAGAAGAAGAGUCAUUCAUCACAUUCAAAAGACAGCCACCGUCGGGAUCAUCGUCGUCACCAUGAUAAACACAAAUCUUCAUCCAGCCAAAAAUCCUCCUCAAGUCGCAGUGAGAGAACCAAAUCCAAGGAAGAAGGAUCAUCAUCAUCCAAAAGAAAGGAGAAAGAGAGUGAUGAUCACUCCAGUCAGAGGGAGAAAACUUCCGAGAAGCGUCGAUCAACUGAUCGAGAUUCCAAUGAUGGUGGCGGUAGCUCAGGCUCCAAACAAGCAACACCCCCUUCAAGUGAUAAAACAACAACAGCAGCAAACCAAUCAUCAGCCCCAGCAGAAGAAUCUGCAAAUAAUUCAGCCAAUUCAUCCGUAUCCAAUUCCCCGCAAGACAAGGAAACCGUGAAAAGCGAGAGUGCUGCUCCCCCAGCAGAUGCUGCAAAUGCAAAUCCUUCUGCUGAAUCCGCUGAAAAAGUCAUUUUACCAUCUAAACCCAUAAUUGUGGAUCAAAUUCUCACUGCAAAUAGUGAGAUAAAUCUCCAGAUGAUUGUCAAUCAGGCAUCAAAUGAUCCCACACUUGCUAAAAUUGAGGAAUUAGCCAAGAAAUCCUUGGCAAGGAAAAAACCCAAAUUUGCGUCAAAUUUCAAGGAAGCAAAGCGCCUCAUGAAGAUGCGCAAGAAGAUUGAUCAUGAGAGUAAGAAGAACAUGGAGAAAGCGAUUGUUCUUGCGAAGAAUUACAUAAAUUCCAAAGCAGAAAGUGAUCCAUCUGUCUCAGAUCUCUCACAGGGAAUUGAGCUGGAAUUUGUCUGUAUGAAAUCCAGUGGGAAUAGUGCAGCACCCACUAUAUCGAGUCCCAUUAAGAAGGACACUCCUCCACCUCAGGUGGUGGCUACGAGCGUACCGGAAAAGCCAAUUUUGGAGGGAAAAUGUUCAAAGGAUAAUUUUGCAGAUAGUGAAGAUGAAGAGGAGCUUCACUACUUUCCCGAUCCUCAUUGUAAAUUCACAGAGAGUAUCACGGGGAAGUGGCUACGUGAGAAUAGGGAUAGUAUCCUUGCGGGGGAUGACAAGGAGAUAUUCAGCCAUGAGGAAAAGUCCAAAAAAUCACCCAAAAAUGGAAUUGUUGCCUCAUCUAUUGUGAAGAAGAAAUCAUUGGAAUUGGGUGAUGCUCAUCCUGAGGAGAAACGUAUCAGGAUGGCACCUAAUAAAUUUGGUGACCUGAAUGGCAAUGAAGACGUUAUCGAGGAGAAGAAGGUAGUGAAAGUGAAGACGCCACUGACACAGCAACAGAGGUAUUCCAGCGAUGACCUCUACAAACCACGACCCUUCAUUCAUGGUCAGAGGACUCGCAGGCGUGCACUUGACGCAUCAGACGGUGGGACAGCCUAGUGUCAGGCCCCAUAUUCCUCCACCCUCAUCCCAUGCUAACGAGUUUUCUUUGCACUUUUCUUUGUUUUGAUGGAGAAGAGCACGAAAAGAAGUAACUGGCCCAAGAUUAUAAUUACCUAUUAUUAUAUUAUUUGUUUUUUCUAUGAAGUGGAAAAGAUGUAAUAAAGAAGAAGUGGCGUCAUUCAACACGCCUCUGGUUAAGAAGAGA